Molecule: messenger RNA, 687 nt
Organism: Jaculus jaculus (lesser Egyptian jerboa)
Lineage: Eukaryota; Metazoa; Chordata; Mammalia; Rodentia; Dipodidae
Gene: Tm4sf20
Product: transmembrane 4 L six family member 20
Exons: 4
Coding region: 1-687 (228 amino acids)
Cellular component (GO): membrane
Source: RefSeq, a predicted model, not a curated record
AUGACGUGCUGUGAGGGAUGGACAUCUUGCAACGGUUUCAGCCUGCUGGUUCUGCUGCUGCUAGGAAUAAUUGUCAAUGCCAUACCUCUGGGUAUCAGCUGGGUGGAGAGCGAUGGAGAUUUUCAAAACGUCAUCUCUUGCUAUGAGUGGUGGUUCCCAGGAAUCAUAGGAGCAGGUUUGAUGGUCAUUCCAGCAACAGCGAUGUCCUUGGCAGCGAGAAAACGAGCGUGCUGCAACCACAGGACCGGGAUGCUUCUCUCAUCGCUUCUAAAUGUCCUCACGGUCACUGGUGCUCUGUACUGCAUGUUGGUAUCACUCCAGGCUCUCUCAGAAGGUCCUCUCGUGUGUAACUCUCAAGGCAACAGUACUGUUACCUGUGAAUUUUCAUUGAAAAACUUAACAGACUUUGAUCCAAAAUCCUUUAAUCUGAAGUGGUUCUUCAAUGACACCUGUGGAUCUCCCACUGGCCCGAGAAACCCCAGCAUGAGCGGCAGCACCGUCAGUAACUGGAGAAUACCAAGCUCCAACUCUGAGGCAGACAGACACAGGAUUUUCCACUUCUCCGUAUUUCUGAGUCUACUGCUUGUUGGGAUCCUCGAGGCCCUGUUCGGCCUCAGUCAGAUACUCAUUGGUCUCCUUGGCUGUUUAUGUGGUGGUGUCUCUAGGCGAAGGGGUCAAAUUGUGUAG